Messenger RNA from Paramuricea clavata, 1599 nucleotides. The record is from the annotation of a GenBank genome assembly. Lineage: Eukaryota; Metazoa; Cnidaria; Anthozoa; Malacalcyonacea; Plexauridae.
AUGCAGUUAGCAGUUGUAGAAUCUUUCACAGGUAAUUCGAAGCUUUAGUUUUUUUUACAUAUAUUUUGUCACGGUAUUCUAAUACUUGAAACAAUUCAAACCAGUGAAUAGAUAAAUCUGUGGUUUAAUUUGGUUUAACUCAGCACUAGUGUAUAACAGAUGGUGGUCAACCUGCCUUUUCAUUAUAUGUAGUAGUCUUGUAUCUAUAGAAGAAAAUAAAGAAAUAUAGUUUACUCAAACCUACCAAUACCUGAUUAUUUUGUUUUAGGACCACAAAGAGAAGUUGUUUCAAUAUACAAUGAUGACUUCACCACCUCGUCAUCAAGACCUCAAUAUUUCAUCGAAGUUUAUCGCUGUGUUAAAGUUGAUGUGGGCGAAUGCCCAGCUAGUAGGGGACCUUCUGUGUACCCGGUUCCAGACAAAAUUGAAGAAAUUGAGAUAGUGGUUCCGGAUAUAACAAACAAUGAUCGGGAUUCUAGCGAUGAAAAGAAGUUUUAUAAAUAUGUGGUUUAUAAUCACACGUCUUGUAAAUGUGGGACAGCUAAGGACAGGAAGAGUAAACUGUAUAAAACCAUAACUGACGACGAAGGUUAGUCAAGCUUACAGUGAGUAAAUACCAUGCAUGCAAUUACCUAAAGAGUGAAACGAACAUGUUCCGUGAUUAUAAUAGUUUUAAUGUUAUAUAUAGUCAACGUAUAUCAUAAAAUAUAACCAGGGGAACACGGGAGCUCUUCCCUCAUCACUAAGUUAAAACUGCUAUACUGAAUAUCUAGGUUAGGCUAUUGUUACCCGCGGUGAUGCGGCUUGAAAAACUCGUAUGUAAAGCGCGUUUUCCACUGGACGAAUUUGUUCGCGCGAAGCGACUUUGUCGGCAUCAUUUUUGCUGACGUGAUGAGCAAUGUUGACAUAGGAUAAACCAGCUGCGCGUGAACAAAUGUGCCCGGUGGGAAAUGGGCUGUGCUUGGUUCGUUCCUGUAGAUGGAGGGAUUUUCUCCGGUAUCUUUUCCCCGGGUUUUCCUCACACCAAAAAGUAAAAAAUCCACCUUAGCUGCAUUUCAUGGCGACACCCGAGACGCAUUAAUCAACCUUCGACUCAUUGACGUUUCACGUAAUUCAGGUCUCAACUGCAAGGAAAGGUGAUUCAGUAUUACUCCGUAACUUUAAUCUCAAUGAAAUUUUCUUGCAGUGCCAGAAGUUUAUUUCAAUGCGAAGUACACGAAAAAUCCUGUCAAUCUGAUGCGUGUGUGUGACGUUUGCAACAGUACUCAACCAAGAUACAGUCUCGCCCCUGAGCAUGAAAACGCUGUCCCACAAUGUAAAUACCUGGCGUACCAACAGUGCUUGCCUGGCUGCGUAGUGGUAAAACAUAGCAGAUCAGAAGUUGUCAUUACCUAUACAUAUGCAGGGAAGUUUUUGAACGUUACAAAUGAUAUUUCCUGCAAGGCUUAUGAUGGAGAAAACGCUGAAGGACAACAACCCUCAAGCCCUACAACACAAGAUAAACUUUCAAAUACUGAAAACCUACAAGGAUCCUCAGAAGAUGCAAACCCGCAUGAUAAAGGUAUUAUGCACGAGUAUAUUAGAGUUGAGGAGUAUUAG